AUGGGAAUUAGUAAAACAGAAGUAAACUUGAAGAGAUUGCUUGCAGCUGCUCCUCAGCAGCAAAACCAGGCAAAACUUGUACAUUAUGUUGCUACUUUGCGUGAACAACUAGAACAAUUGGCUGAAGAGAAGACACCAGAAGGCUUGCCAAGGCUCUCAAAGGCUACAUUGAACGAUUAUUCAGAGAAGAUUGAAGCCAUUGCUUCAAAAUUGGUUCAUGUGUCUGACAUAGAAGUAUCUGAGAAGGACAUUGAAAGAAAUGUUAAAGAAAACCCUUCUGAAAUUGAGGAAAAAAAGCCGGUGUCACCUUCUGGAUUGCGAAGAAGGCCUGUAGCUGCCUUAAGUACUGAUGAUAGGGCACACGAUCCUGCUGAGACCGAUCACUUAUCAUCUGUUAAAUUGGAUGCCGCAGGACAUGCACAUAUUGAAAAGCACAGAAAGCUUCAAGAUGAUUUGACAGAUGAGAUGGUGGUGUUGGCAAAACAACUCAAAGAGAGUAGUCUCAUGAUGAGCCAAUCUGUUAAAAACACCGAAAAGAUACUUGAUUCUACUGAGCAAGCCAUUGAACAUAGUUUGGCGAGUACAGGCCGUGUCAAUGUCAGAGCAAAUACAAUAUACUCAGAGAGUUCCAAGACUUCUUGCUUAACAUGGCUUGUGAUGUUUGUGAUGCUAUUUGUAUUUAUCAUGGUUAUUCUUCUAAUCCGCGUCACAUAG
Molecule: messenger RNA, 714 nt
Organism: Vicia faba (fava bean)
Lineage: Eukaryota; Viridiplantae; Streptophyta; Magnoliopsida; Fabales; Fabaceae
Source: the annotation of a GenBank genome assembly